Messenger RNA from Symbiodinium sp. CCMP2456, 852 nucleotides. The record is from the annotation of a GenBank genome assembly. Lineage: Eukaryota; Dinophyceae; Suessiales; Symbiodiniaceae.
GAUCCCCGGCGACAGUUGCUGGAUGCCCUACGCCAUCCCACGGGCGAGAAGGAUAUCUGGCUCCGGCAACCCUUGCGUGUGGCAGGAUGGCCAGCGAUGGCCAGAGUCACAGUGGAAAGAAGGGACGCCUCCGAGAUUGCGCUGUCCUUACAGCCGGCCUGCAACGGGACGCCUGGGCCGUCUUGCCAAUGCUGCCCGAGUCGUUGCGCCGGGCCACAAGAAGCUUCGGAAGGAGUGCCGACGUUGCAUUGCAAGGUCGUAUGGCAGGAGACCGGCGAGGAACUUUGCGCUUUGCGCUUGCUCUCGUUGCCAAGCUCCCUGGCGGCCCGGACCACCCAGUUGAACGCACGCUGGGCAAAGGCCCAGCUGAUGCUGGCGGGGGUGCCCGUGUACUGCCCGCUCUAUGCAGUCGAAUCACUCGGUCUCGGCUACUGCCUCGUCGAAGCGCUUCCGGGCGUUUCGCUCUCCGACUUGAAGCGAACUUGUGGUGAAAACACACGCACGCGCGUGGGCGACCAUCUGGCGUAUUGCAAGGAGAAACUCUCUGUCCUGGCUGCAACCUGCGCAGCUAUGCUAGCGGCCUGCUACCUGCUUGGGGCGGCGGCCGGCGAUGGGGACACGUUAAGGAUCCUUCCCGACGGCUCCAUCGUGCGAACCGGCUUUUGCGGCCUCUUUGGUGGCGCCUCGGUGCUCGAUGCUCCGCCUGUGUGGCUUCCACAGGCCGUCACGUAUGCCCUGGGCCACCGAUGGUCAGACGUGCAGCUCACCGCCUUGCAUGCCUUUCGCCUGGCGGUGGACGUUCUGGCACCCUGGCCGCCGGAGAACCGGCUCCACCGCUGCUGGGCAAAGGCC